AUGAGUGGAGAAUUGAUUAUUACAUUUGACGACGGAGCGAAACAUGAAAACGUCUCUGUAGCUGGUGAGUUCACUGGCUGGAACCCUAGUCACAUGCAACUGGUGUCAGGUACCAAGUUCAGCGCGAGCUUUUCCAACAACAUUCACGCUGGCCACGACUACAUGUACAAAUUUGUGGUUGAUGGCGAGUGGAAGUUACUAGAGGGCCACACCACCAGGACGGAUUUGGAGGGUAAUGUGAAUCACGUGGCUACCGCCACAAUUGUUGAAUCGGACAAAGCACCUGCGGCUGCGCACACUCCUGGAGUCGUUCCAGUGGCCAUUCACAGGGAGGGCGCGGAGCACCGUUCGCUGAGUGAGAUGAAGGCGCACGAUCGCCAGCGCGCUCAGUACUUGGCGCAGCAAAUCGAAUCUGCUGAACACAGGGAAAAGCAGAAGGAUUCAGAGGAAAUCGCUAAGGACCGCGCUCAUCUUGGUUCCGUCCAGGCGGGUGCUACCACCCAUAUCGACAAUGCAGGAGGGUUUACUGAAGCGCCUUCCACCCCUUCGAAAGAGCGCAAGGACAAUUCUGUUCGCGAUAUAUUUGAGGAGAGCGAUAUCCCUCCUGCCACGGAUCCUGAUUCCACAAUUGGAUCCGCAUAUACUCCGGACAAGUCCUGGAGCUCUCCUGCUCGUGCCAAUGCCGAGGUUGUCGGCCCUUCUGGAGUGAGCACUCCACCCAGAGUCUCCGGUAAGGACAAUGGCUCGAUCUCUGACCUCAGCGCCCCGGCUACUCCUACUACCAAGGCCGCCAAGGUUCCUGCAUCCAAGCCUACCGAUCCCCCUAGCCAGGUUACCGAGUCCGCUGCCCAAGCCACCGAGUCCACUGGCCAAGCUGGCGAAUCCGCUGGCGAGUCCGCUGGACAGUCCGCUGGACAGACCACUGAGUCCGCUGCCAAGGCCACCACUUCUGCAGACAAGCCUGUCAACACUGACAGUGCCAAGAAACAAGAGAAAGAAAAACCCAAGCGCGGGUCUCUACGCAAGUUUUUUCGCAAGUUCAUGGACUAA
Wickerhamiella sorbophila is the source of this 1050-nucleotide messenger RNA. RefSeq lists its product as hypothetical. The record is from RefSeq and is a predicted model, not a curated record. Bases 1 to 1050 code for a protein of 349 amino acids. The transcript has a single exon. NCBI's taxonomy places the organism in Eukaryota, Fungi, Ascomycota, Dipodascomycetes, Dipodascales, Trichomonascaceae.